AUGGCCACCACGAUCGAACACAAGACCGAAGGCACUGCGCAUGCAGAAGAUCUUUCACCAGAUCCCCACGCCACGCAGGACUUGGACAGUAAAAUUCACCACCCUGAGGAUUGGUGGAACUGGCGACUCGUGGCUACCAUGAUCACCAUUGGUCUCUCAAUGGGCUUGUAUGGCUAUGACAACAGUUUUGCGGCACCCUUAAUGGCAUUGCCAUUGUUCAUUGCAAGAUAUCAAGGUCCAGCACUAUCCUUCACAGCUCACAAUCUCGACCUAAUCGUGCCCGUACCUCUGAUUGGUGCAGCGAUUGGUGUCUUCAUUGCUUCACCGAUGAUGAAACGAUUUGGGCGUAAGAAAACCUUUCUUGCGGCAUACUUGUUGCUUUGUACACCUGGGUCAUUCCUUCAGCUGUUUGCCCCGAAUCUCGGUGCCUUGGUGGUUGGAAGAUUUUGGAAUUAUCUUGGUGUCAGUGUUCUUACAACCACUGCACCACUGUAUCUGGCGGAGAUGGUGCCCGCCCAUUUCCGUGGCAGAGCCAUUGGGUUCUGCGUGGCCGGAGUGUCAGCUGUUGGCAUCGUCGCGACCACUCUGGUCUGGGGCACUUCAAGGAUCUUAGACGAACGUUCAUACAAGAUUCCCCUGGGUCUCCAAGCUGCGUUUCCUGCAGUGUUUGGUAUUCUGACGUUCUUGGUGCCCGAGUCCCCGUUCUGGUAUGUACAGCAUGAUCAGGCCGAAGCUGCAAGGAGGACACUCAUGACCCUUCGGAAUGACAACGUACAAGUUGUGGAGGCAGAGCUCUCUCUGCUAUUAAGGUCCAUUGUCGCACAGAGGGAAAAUCAAGCAAACACCCAUUUCUGGGACAUUUUCAAGCCGAUGCACCUCAAGCGAACGCUAACAGCAGGUGCACUGUUGUGUCUCAACCAAGUCAGCGGACUGGUCCUCGUUAGUACUUACUCUACCGUUAUCCUUGUUCAAAGUGGGGUUGGAAAUCCAUUCCAGAUCACCAUCAUCAUUACCUGUCUCCAAUUCCUCGGGACUAUGGUUGGACCAGUGUUGGUGGACAAGAUUGGUCGGAGACCUGUGGCACUGGUCGGCUUUUCCGUCCUGUUUUUCCUCGACAUUGUGGCCGGAAGCUUAGCUGCCGCUGGAUUGACUACCGAGGGUCAAAGACUCGGCCUUGCAGCUGUGUUCAUCCUCUUUGGUUUCUUCAACUCGGCAUCUUUCCAAUCAUUGGCAUUCGUCCUCCCUACUGAGAUUCCAGCAGUGAGUUUACGGGAACCCACGGUGGCAUGGUCGGUCUUCUGGAGCUAUACCACCGCCAUCAUCACAACUUUCGCAGUACCUCAACUCACCGCACCUGAUGCAGCGAAUCUGGGGGCUAAAGCUGCUUUAAUUUUUGCCGGAUGUGUUCUGAUCACGGUCAUUUGGACAUACUUCUUCAUUCCCGAAACCAAGGCUCGCACCAUGGCAGAGAUUGAUGAGAUGUACGCCAUCAAUUUGCCUAUGAGACACUGGAAACAUUACAAGUGCGAGGUAGUGACAUCGACAAUAGUGGAGAUGAAGCAGGCCGAAGAUAACUGA
This is a messenger RNA of Exophiala aquamarina CBS 119918, 1578 nucleotides long. RefSeq lists its product as uncharacterized. Gene Ontology annotation, cellular component: membrane. NCBI's taxonomy places the organism in Eukaryota, Fungi, Ascomycota, Eurotiomycetes, Chaetothyriales, Herpotrichiellaceae. Gene Ontology annotation, biological process: carbohydrate transport; transmembrane transport. The transcript is spliced from 5 exons. The record is from RefSeq and is a predicted model, not a curated record. Gene Ontology annotation, molecular function: carbohydrate:proton symporter activity. The coding region runs from base 1 to 1578 and encodes 525 amino acids.